AUGUUUCCGACCGUCGCGCCAUUUCCUCCGGUUCAGCCGCACCACCUUCACCACUAUCCUACCCACGAUGCUCUUCACCAGCCCCCGUACGACCUGAAUGACCCGUCCUUCCCCGCCCGCAACGACCCCUCCAAACCUUUCUUCAACCCACCCCGAUCACGUAUCCAACUGCCACAUCCUGUACAACGCCCCGACGCCCGCGAUGCCGUCGGCUCUAGCGCAAACGUCCCUGGUGAACAUGCGCUUCGAAGGAAGACCCCUAAUGGCACCCUAGCCGCCGGCUACGAUGGAACCCUCGGUGAAUCGACUUUGCAACCCGCGACAAAACACAUCUUGGUCUCACCCUUGGACUCGACUCAAUUCUUCUCCCCCACGUCCAUUAUCGACCCUUCCGCCUCGAAACACAUGAAUUUCCCUCCGGUCUUCAAGAACGAAGCGGGAAACCCUAUUGCAGCGGGAGAGGUAGUGCAAGAUGUGAAUGGUACUAGCUGGGUGCGCCCGGUAAAUUACCCGCCAGGGAUCGACUCGAUGCUCAACCAAACCUUGCCUUUGCAUGCUUCACAUCGGUUUCUGUUACAGAAUGGUUCCUAUAUUCCUACUGUUCUUCCCGCGACCCUCCAAUCAUGCGUGGGGCCGACCGCGUCCGCAGGCACGGGCCCAUAUGGACCAUAUUGGCCUGAUGGGGCUUAUAUUCCAUAUCGCCCUGUGGCUUUUCGGGAGCCGCGCUUUGGAACGCCCGAUCCGAACGCCCAGCCUUUUUAUGAUCUCAACCAGCCAGCGUUCAAUCAAGCUCAAAUCCCGCUCGGUAAUCGGGCGGACACAGGCUUUGCAUGGGGUCAGCCCCAGCCUGGAAUGCCUUCCCAGGACCCGAUGAUCAAAGCUCAUUUCCCUCCACGUCACUCCGAACAAUUACCUUACCAUACCCGCGUUAGUCGACCUGUGUCAUCUUACUCAUCGAAUACUUUACAUAACGAACAAGUCUCAUGGAAAAACACCCGCCCGGCGCCUAUCCAAGCUCCAGAACAGACCACUCCGGUCAAUAAUUCAGAGUUCAAGGAGAAGAUACUAUCGUGGGCUCACGGGGUAUAUGUCGACCUUCUCGCUACCAUUCAUCAGGCUCGCCGCAACAGUUUAUCAAAUGGCGGUGCUGAUGGCCAGAACUCACGCUUUUUGAAGCCCAGUAUUUAUCCGAAACCCCCUCGUCAGCCUGGGCUUGAUUUUUCACAGAACCCUCCUGAAAUUUCCCGCCACAACAGCUACCCAUCUACCCAACAUGACCUACAACGACAGAAAUUUGGCUUUCAGAGAAUGCAUGAUCCUAAUCUUAAUAAUUUACUACCAGCCCAUGGACAGAAUCGACGUCCAUCAUUAAACAAGUUCGGGCAACACUCUCGAACGUCAGACACACGGAUGCACGACGCCGGGCGGUUCACUUCGACACCGUCACGAUUUUCGAGCUCUCUUUUUAACGAUGGGUCCCCAGUUACCAACGCCAAGUCAGCUUUGGAAAUGCUAUCUCACCUGUGUCAUGAAAGUCACUGGCAGUGGAUUGAUGGCAUGCUGCUUGGAGGCUGUCUGGCCUAUGGAUUGGGUGAUUAUCACAAAGCCAUGCGGUGGUAUCACAGGAUUAUUGUCCGAGAUUCAUCACACGUGGAAGCUAUCUCUAAUCUAGCAGCAACUCUGUUCGCCCUUGACCGACGUGAUGAGGCUCAAGAGCAUUGGCUACGUGCUGUCAAACUGCGCCCAAGCUUCUUCGAAGCCGUUGAACAUUUGAUAGGCCUCUUCUGCAGCAGUCAUCGUGGCAGAGAGGCGGUCAAUAUUAUCGAUUUUGUGCAGAAAUCAUUACGCUAUCCCAUGGAUGGAGAUUGUUUCCAGACCGAUGAGCAUGCGAGCGACCCGGAGAGCGAUGCAGAGAGCAAUGUCUCUGAUGUCUGCAUGUACGACAAAGCAUCCUUCGACUAUGACGAUGACAUGGGACGUGUCCAUAAUUUGAAUUUGGACUCUCCCGACGCAACAACCCCAGUUGGCUUCGGAUCUAGUGGCUAUGCAAUCCCUGGCUCAGACAAUGGGCGGAUGCUGGCAUUGGUACACGCGAAGGGCAAUAUGCUCUAUGCUCUUGGUGAUAAUGUUGAGGCAGCUGGUGCCUUUGAGGAUGCGGUAUUGAUCGCCGCCGGUAGGAGACGGCAUGGCAUCCAAAGUCUCAUCAAACAGAUAUUUGCUGCCUUCUCAAAUGGAGCAGGCACCGCAUACCAACCCGAGGAGGCCGCCGAUAGCGUCCUUCUGUAUCCGGAUAGAGCUUUACAGACUGCAAAACUUGUCUUCUCUGCCAAUGGAGCACCGCCUGGUCUAAAGUACGUGGCAGAAGGGAUCUCACGAAAUGCGGCUGUUUCGACUACUAGCAACUCCUUGCUUUCCUUGGCAAAAAUUUACCAGGAUGGCAUGGCGAUGGUGUCAUCUGGAGCGCUGAGGUCUGGUGUAAGAGACAUUUUGGCUCUUUACUACCUUUCACUUUCGUUGCAACCCAGUCCAUCAACCGCGAAUAAUGUUGGUAUCUUACUCGCUGGUAUUCAAAACAAUCCCCCGGCUCGUGGACUUGUGCGUCCGAACGGUGAAAGCCAGCAUCCAGAGAUCCCAGGUGUGAUCCCUGGCAGCGGUAUCUCAUUGGCGUUGGCAUACUACAACUACGGAUUGCAUCUUGAUUCCCGCCAUGCGCACCUCUACACUAAUCUCGGUAGUCUUCUGAAGGAUAUUGGUCAACUCCAUGCUGCCAUCAAAAUGUACGAGCAGGCAGUCCAGUGCGACGGAAACUUCGAUAUUGCACUGGCCAAUUUGGCCAACGCUGUCAAGGAUUCCGGCCGAGUCAAUGACGCAAUCUCUUACUACAAACGCGCUGUCAAGGUGAACCCAGAAUUCGCCGAAGCCGCUUGUGGUCUGGCCAAUGCGUUGAAUUCGGUGUGCAAUUGGAUUGGCCGUGGCGGCAUUGUAAACGGUCGUGGAUUCCAUGAUCGAUGGCAUGUUGAUGACAAAGGCAUGCUUCGGGAUGCCCAGGCCCAUGACACGGGCGCUGGUUGGAUCAAGCGUGUCGUGGACAUUGUUGACCGGCAACUCCGUGAAGGUGAAUACUGGGGACGGGGUCUGUUGACUCAAAGCACGACUGAGCAACUGUAUGCUCAACUGGAGACUCUAUUAGUCUCGGAUUUUGCAGGGAAUCGGAGAUUGGCUCUGGCUAAGGUCUUCAAGUCUUGGUCAGGAUCGAAAUGGGAAGGGUCUCGCAUUGUUCGCCUUAUUGAACGUGCGAUCCGCUCCAUCACGUGGCAAUGGUACCAAGAUCGCUAUAUUCACGGUAAAGACUACCCCGUAGCCAAGUACCGUCGGCCUCAACUUCCUGCUGCUUUGACAGCGCCAAAUGCGCCCACCGUCCUACCCUUCCACACGUUCACCUGUCCGCUGUCCGCAAAACAGAUCCGUCAGAUCUCACAGCGCAAUGGUCUCCGGAUUUCAACCUCAACUCUGCGGUUGCCUUGGCUUCCAGCCACAGUCUACCGUCCUCCCGCUCCACCGAACCCAGCUCUUCGCGUUGGCUAUGUGUCGUCUGAUUUCAAUAAUCACCCUCUGGCUCACCUCAUGCAGUCGGUCUUUGGGUUGCACAACCCAAACAAAGUCAAGGCGUACUGCUAUGCCACCACUGCUAGUGAUAAAUCUGUCCACCGCCAGCAAAUUGAAAAGGAGGCACCAGUCUUUCAUGACGCUAGCACAUGGCCGGUGGACCGUUUGGUCCAGCAGAUUGUCGACGAUGGAAUCCACAUCCUGAUCAACCUAAAUGGUUACACUCGUGGUGCUCGUAAUGAGGUGUUUGCCGCUCGACCUGCACCCAUCCACAUGUCAUUCAUGGGCUUUGCGGGAACCCUUGGCGCGGAGUGGUGUGAUUACAUCCUUGCGGACCAAAUUUCAAUUCCCCCAGAGACCCUGAGUCCUGCACGGCGCAAGACACGCAUCGAGGAUCGGUUCCUUGACGAAGACAAUGGCGAAGAUCUUGAGAACUGGGUCUAUGGCGAGAAAAUUGUUUUCACACGAGAUACUUUCUUCUGCUGUGACCACCGACAGAGUGCCCCGGAUGCGAGAGAACAACAGCUCUCUUGGGAUGAUGAGCAGAUGCGGCGUUGGCGUAUGCGGAAGGAAUUAUUUCCGAACCUAAGUGAUGAUACUAUCAUUCUUGGAAAUUUCAAUCAGCUGUACAAGAUUGAGCCUACCACGUUUCGAACGUGGUUGCGAAUUUUGGCGCGCAUUCCGAACGCCGUUCUCUGGCUGCUACGAUUCCCCGAAACAGGUGAACAGAACCUGCGGGACAUUGCCAAAGCAUGGGCCGGUGAGGAAACCGCGUCACGGAUUAUUUUCACAGACGUGGCGCCGAAGAAUACACACAUUGCCCGGGCAAAGGUCCUGGAUCUAUUCCUCGACACUCCCGAGUGCAACGCGCACACCACAGCCACUGAUGUCCUGUGGAGUGGCACGCCAAUGCUCACAUACCCGCGUUACAAGUACAAGAUGUGCUCCCGCAUGGCAAGCAGUAUCCUCUCGAGCGCACUCCCAGGCAACGAAGCCGGAAAACGGGCCCGAGAGGAGCUGAUUGCCUCUUCUGACGAUGACUACGAGAACAAGGCCAUUCGGCUCUGCAUGGAUCUGCAGUACGUUAAUGGUGGUGGUGGGCGAGCUACCGGUCGGCUGGCCAACAUGCGACAGAUGCUGUUUUUGCAGCGAUACACGAACAAGCUCUUCGACACGGCACGCUGGGUGCGUGACCUUGAAGAAGCCUACGAGGCAGUGUGGGCGCAAUGGGUGAAUGGCGAAGAAGGCGAUAUAUGGUUAUGA
Molecule: messenger RNA, 4869 nt
Organism: Penicillium verhagenii
Lineage: Eukaryota; Fungi; Ascomycota; Eurotiomycetes; Eurotiales; Aspergillaceae
Exons: 4
Coding region: 1-4869 (1622 amino acids)
Biological process (GO): protein O-linked glycosylation
Molecular function (GO): glycosyltransferase activity; protein binding
Source: RefSeq, a predicted model, not a curated record